Choloepus didactylus (southern two-toed sloth) is the source of this 1405-nucleotide messenger RNA. It is a transcript of the gene PBDC1, whose product is annotated as polysaccharide biosynthesis domain containing 1. Bases 23 to 679 code for a protein of 218 amino acids. Lineage: Eukaryota; Metazoa; Chordata; Mammalia; Pilosa; Megalonychidae. The record is from RefSeq and is a predicted model, not a curated record. The transcript has 6 exons. Gene Ontology annotation, cellular component: cytoplasm.
GCCACGCUUUCUGGGUGGCAACAUGGAGGCGACUAGUGGAACUGAUGAGCUGGUUUCCGGCGAGCUGGUGUCUGUGGCACAUGCUCUUUCUCUCCCAGCAGAGUCUUAUGGCAACGAUCCUGAUAUUGAGAUAGCUUGGGCUAUGAGAGCAAUGCAGCAUGCUGAAGUCUACUACAAGCUGAUUUCAUCAGUUGACCCACAGUUUCUUAAACUCACCAAAGUUGACGACCAAAUCUACUCUGAGUUCCGGGAAAAUUUUGAGAAACUCAGGAUAGAUGUUUUGAACCCAGAGGAACUCAAGUCAGAAUCUGCUAAACAGAAAUGGAGGCCAUUCUGCUUGAAGUUUGAUGGGAUUGUAGAAGACUUCAACUAUGGUACUUUGCUGCGACUAGAUUGCUCUCAGGGCUACACUGAAGAAAACACCAUCUUUGCCCCCAGAAUACAAUUUUUUGCCAUUGAAAUUGCUCGAAACCGGGAAGGCUAUAACAAAGCGGUUUAUACCAGUGUUCAGGACAGAGAAGGAGAGAAAAGGGCUGACAACAGAGGAAAUAAAAGAGCUGACAGAAAAGGAGAAAAAGAGAAAGCCAACAAAGGAGGAGAAAAAGAGAAAGAAGCCAACAAAGAAACCAACAAAGGUGGUGAAACAGCUGUGCUAGGUACACAGGGGACAGCACUCUAGAAGCUGUGACUCACCUGAGCCUUCAAGAACCACUGCUACUUGUAUCCUUUGGUACAAAUGUAUGUCUUUGUGCAGUUGAAGAAUGUGCAAAAAGAUGUAUUUCUAGCUUAAUAAUUAGGAGCUGCUCUGGUCAUUCCCUUGUGUGAACUGGCUUAGUGGGGCCUCAGUUGAUUGUUUCUUGGUAUGUUGUUUUUUGGUUUUUACCACUGGUUAAGUAAGGAGUUUUAUAAAUAAAUGUCUUUCAGUUCAUAUGAUUAUCUAUAUCUGUUCUUGACUAUAAAAAUUAUUUAAAAUUAUUUGAUACUUUUAGCCAUGUCUUAUAUAAAAUGAUUUAUGCCUGUUUCUUAAUUCUUGUCACCCUUUCCUAUAAUGAAGUUCCCUCAUACCUAAUGUAUAAGUCAGGUUCCUGCAGAGAAAAAGAACCAAUAGGAUGUGUGUGUGUGUGUGUUAAUAAGAGAUUUAUUUUAAGGAAUUGGUUCAGGUGAUUGUGGGGGCUGUUAAGUCCAAAUUCUGUAGGUCAGGCUGGAGGCUGGAAAUUCCAGGAAGAGUGAUAUUGAAAUCUUGAGUAUGAAAUCUGUAGGGGAGGCCACCUGGCUAGAACUCAGAGAGGAGUAGAGGGUGUAGUUUUUUGUUUGUUUGUUAUAGGUGAAAAUAUUUUAUUUUUCAUCAGUAACUAGUACAUUGCCAAAUAUACAGUAGGUUUUCAAUAAAUAUUUUUAAAAUAAA